GCGAGCGGGAGCCGCCGGAGGAGGAGAGGCGGCAGCAGCUCGGCGGCCAGCGGCAGCUGUGCUCCGCGCCCCGCGCUCCCUGCGCGGCUCUCCCGCUCCAUGCCGCCCAGCGCUCGGUGGCGCGGCCCCCGCGGGGCGAAGGCUGGCGCUGGGCGGGGAGCGACGCGGCGGUGCUGAAGGACAGCUCCGCUCCGCGCUGCCCCGCGCUCCUCCGCGCCCCGGCGCGCCCCGGCGCCGGGUGGCCGCCAGGCCGCCGGCCCGCCGCGCCUUGAUGUGCCCCCCGCCACCGCGCUGGCGGCUCCCAUGGCGGUGGCACGGAAAAUCAAAACUUUGUUGACCGUGAACAUCUUGGUCUUCGUGGGCAUCAUCCUCUUCUCGGUCUACUGCAGGAUCCAGGACCGCUCCCAGGAGCUGGUGCAAAUCGUCCGGAGCGCGGACCGCCGGGCCAGGAGCCGCGGCGCCAAGGUGGGCAGCCUGGCUGACAGGGAGUCCAUCCUGCAGCGCCUGGACCACCUGGAGGAAGUGGUCUACAACCAGCUAAAUGGUCUGGCAAAGCCCAUGGGAUUAGUUGAAGGCCCAGGAGGUUUGGGCCAGGGGGGAAUGGCUGCUACCCUGAGAGAUGAUAGCCAUGAAUCAGAGACUAAGUAUGAAGAAUACGGUUACAAUGCCCAGCUCAGUGACAGGAUAUCAUUGGACAGGUCCAUCCCUGACUACAGACCAAAAAAGUGCAAACAGAUAACCUACCCAGAUGACCUGCCCCAGAUCUCUGUGGUCUUUAUAUUUGUAAACGAGGCACUGUCUGUCAUCCUGCGUUCGGUGCACAGCGUUGUGAAUCACACCCCAUCGCACUUGCUCAAGGAGAUCAUUCUGGUGGAUGACAACAGUGACAACGUUGAGCUAAAAUUUAAUCUGGACCAGUAUGUCAAUAAAAGAUACCCAGGUCUGGUGAAAAUAGUGCGCAACAACAAACGAGAAGGACUGAUUCGAGCCAGAAUCCAAGGCUGGAAAGCAGCAACUUCUCCCGUUGUUGGAUUCUUUGAUGCUCACGUUGAGUUCAACACUGGCUGGGUGGAACCUGCGCUUACCCGGAUCAAAGAAGAUCGAAAGAGGAUCAUCUUGCCAGCAAUUGACAAUAUCAAGUACAACACUUUUGAAGUGCAGCAAUACGCCAAUGCAGCCCACGGCUAUAACUGGGGCCUCUGGUGCAUGUACAUAAUCCCACCACAGGACUGGCUCGAUAAAGGGGAUGAGUCAGCUCCCAUCAGGACACCAGCUAUGAUUGGCUGCUCGUUCGUGGUGGACAGAGAGUACUUUGGUGAGAUUGGCUUGCUGGACCCUGGUAUGGAGGUCUAUGGAGGAGAGAACAUUGAGUUAGGCAUGAGGGUGUGGCAGUGUGGAGGAAGCAUGGAGGUGUUACCCUGUUCUCGCGUGGCACACAUCGAGCGCACAAAGAAACCCUACAACAAUGACAUUGAUUACUAUGCAAAGCGCAACGCCCUGCGGGCUGCUGAGGUCUGGAUGGAUGACUUCAAGUCACACGUUUACAUGGCCUGGAACAUCCCCAUGGCAAACCCUGGAGUUGACUUUGGAGAUGUUUCUGAAAGAAUAGCUCUACGACAGCGACUACAGUGUCGGAGUUUUAAGUGGUACUUGGAGAACGUCUAUCCUGAAAUGAGGGUUUACAAUAACACAGUUACUUAUGGAGAGGUGCGUAACAGCAAAGCUAGCGGCUACUGCUUAGAUCAGGGAGCCGAAGAGGAUGACAAAGCAAUCCUUUAUCCAUGCCAUGGAAUGUCCUCUCAGCUUGUGCGCUACAGCUCGGAAGGCGUCCUGCAGCUGGGGCCACUGGGCUCCACAGCCUUCCUGCCUGACUCCAAAUGUCUUGUUGAUGAUGGGAAGGGCAGGACACCAACUCUGAAGAAGUGUGAAGAUGUCCUGAGGCCCGCACAGCGAUUCUGGGAUUUCACACAGAAUGGUCCAAUCAUCAGUAGAGACACUGGCCGCUGUCUAGAAGUGGAAAUGUCAAAGGAUGCAAAUUUUGGGCUCAGAUUAGUUGUACAAAGAUGCUCGGGGCAAAAAUGGAUGAUUAGAAACUGGAUAAAGCAUGGCCGACAUUGACUGCUGGGGCUGAGCAGCUGCCUCUCCUGCUGUUGUCCAUUGCUCAGUGUGCCAUAUCUUGCAAGGCAUUUGUCUUUAAAGCAAAUUAGCUUGAACAGGACUUGGCCCUCAAGAGUUCUCCACAGCUGGGCAUUCAGAGGAAAAAAGAAGAACAAGAGAAGCAGACACAUACAUGCCCUAUUUGACUCAUUCUUGCUCCAGUAGAUGACCUGGAAAGCUGAACAAGAGUUUUCUGGUGAUUUGGAAAUGUUGUAAAGAUCAGAACACAAUAGAAAUGUGGGUUCCUUACGCUCUCCUGGAGGAGUUAAUAGACAGAUGUUUCUAUGAUGAGUUCAAAGGAGAGAUCCCAAUACUGCCUCAUAAAGAGAGUUCUCUGGUGGGUAGCUUUUUAGCUUUAAGUUAUUGACUGGUGCACAACUCCUGUGGUGAAUAAUCAUGUGCCUUUUUAUUGUACUUCGUAUAAAAGGGGACUGGAAAAUCCAACCUUUUCAGCAUGUCUGGUUCAUUGUACUAAACAAGAAGAUCUGUAAAUAACACUGCAAAUAUAAUAUAAUAUAUGAUAAAACUCAAGGUUGAUUGUUUAGGAGUCUCUGUUUGUAGAAAGAGACUGUUCCACAAAUGUUUACAGGUGGUUCUCAACCUUCAAGCUGUUGAAAAGCAGCAUUUUAGAGCUCUCUUCUAGUUAGACACAGGUAAAUGUUGAAUAAGUAAAAUAACCACAUGCUCUGUUCUAUUGCCACAUUUUACAUUUUUGGCUCCAAAGGCAUCACAAUGUAACACUUGCAUAUUGAACUCUUUUUGAGGCAGUAAAUGUCCUAGCAGAUGGAGGAAUUUCUAGAGGCCUCAGCUGGCCCACAAGUCCUGACUAUGUAAGUGCAAGGUUCCCAUCCUGCAGUGCUGCUCAUGUAGGUACACAGUUGGGUUGUUCCAGAAACUGCCUGGAAGCUGGAUGGUCAUUACUCUUGAAAACAAAUUGACUGACUUAGGUUCCAUCUGUGAAGUACAACAACUUGAAUCUUCCAUUUUGUUACCCAUCCUGUGAAAAUGUCAAAUGUGAGCAAACAGCUUUGUGAGCACCGUCUGGAGAAAUUUCUUCAACAAGCCAACAAAGUCUUUUCAGUGUUUGAAAAACAGAGACCUAGUGAUGAGAGGGCAAACCAGAGCAAGAACUAGACAGCAUAUACAAAAACUGUUACUCUGAAACAUAAAUAUUUUACUGUAGUUGACCCAUUGACGGCAUCUUUGUGAACCUGAACUUGAUAAUGUAUCCAGUGGCUCAUGCAGCAUCUGUGCACGAGUGGCCCGAGCAACGACAAGGCCUUACCUGACCACUGUCAACAUCAACAGCCUUUGGAUGUGGGUCCAUGGCAGACAACUUUUCACUACAGAAGAUUCAGUUGUACUGCAAGAGAGACAGAGGAGGUAUCUGUUAAUGUCACUGUUUAAUAUUUUAUAGUACUUGAAAAGAAAAUGAAGGUUGGGUUUGUCUUACUGAGCCAGGAAAAGAGGUAAUUGCAGCUACUGUGGUACCAUGAAUCCUGAUGAUCUCUUUCUUGAAGAGCUUUUGCCAUUCCUUCUUCAAGGCAUGCUGAACAAAAUAGAAUGGAAACAACAUUUUUUCAAGGGCAUGAUAUGUAAUAAAAUAUUUACUUUUAACAUGCAAAAUCCAUCAGUUCUUGUCAGCUCUUGGUUGGUAUCUAGAAAGCAUAUCACUGUAUUUUGCCCCAAAUUCAUCUUUCUAACAGCAUGUAAGACGUAGUACAAAGCCAUUCCCCUUGAUUUAGUUUGUGGCUGAGUGCUGAUCUUUUACUUCUCUCACAUGAAAGAAGGGCAGAGAAGAGCAGGUAGAUCUGCAAAGGUUUCAAGCAAGCAUGGCAACCCUUCACUACGACACCACUCUAACAAACAUGAAUUGGUCAUCUCAGAAUUUCACUGCUGCCCACUGCAAAGUGUUUGAACGUGGUCGCACCAUCUGAGAGUGGUCAGUCCUGGUAAGAUUUGAGUGCAGAGGGCACAGGCUGCAGAAGGCUUGCAAGAACAAGACAUUCAGUGUAAGAAGGAAAGCAGAUUUAGGGGAUAAACGUCUGAGAUUUACAGAAUAAUGUCAAAGAAUUGGAAUAGCUCUUAAAAGUGGAGCUGGCAUUUUCUGUGAUUGUCAUUUUCUUUUUCAAGGUUUACCAAAACAAUUUCUUAGACUUGAAAAACACAUCUGUUGGAUUAUUUCUGCUUUAGUCUUUAUCUGUAUGAACCACUGCUUUGGCUGUGGUAUUAACACGAUGACUCUGCAUGUGGGAGGGUCUUAAAUAUUCUCUCAUAGAAGGAAUAAUAAGAACAAAUAAAGGCUUGGGUAUUAUCUGUUUUAACCAAGGUCUGUAGGCCUUUUGUCAGUAUCUCACUCCUUAGUAUAAUCUGAAGUCCUGCUUAAUGUUGUGUUCAAAUUUUCAGCCACGUUUCCCAUAGCACAGCAGUACAGAUAUUAUGGGAAGUAUAAACCACAGUGUAACAGGACUGGUAGAGAAAAUUCAGAUCAAAAUCUUCAGUUGCUAUUUUGUUUGAUUUUAGGAGAUUAUGGAGUUAGAUACUGGAUCCUAAGACAUGAGAACAGAAUGUGAGAAAGAACAUAAAGUCUAGUACAUUGCUAUCAAAGGCCAAGCAUUAAAAAAAUAAAAACAACUUCUGUAAGCAUGUGAAGUUCCCUAAAAAUUAAUUUGAGUCUUGUGGUGGAAAAAAAAAAUAACAAAAAACCCUUCUUGCUUUGAAAGUUCUAAACUGUUUUUCAAGCUGAAAUUAUUCUUGCCUUGAUUAAAGCCAUUGUUCCUCAGCCAAAAUUGUCCUCUAGCUUUAUUGGCUCAGUGGUUCCUGAGGUUUGCUAAUCUCCAGCGGAAAUCACCUAAGAGAAAGGAGAGCUAAAAAAGACCAAUGGAUUCCCCUGCAUUUACAGAAAUAUCUGCGUUGUGCUUGUCAAUGAGGCAUGAGAACUCUUCAGGACUGCUCCACCCCCAGAAAGCUAAAUUCUGAUUAAGAAUGGUUCCACAGAAGUGAUGUAAAACAAAGAUAUGAAAACUGACAACAGAUCUUCAUACACAGUCUGAGCAUGUUGAGCUACCUAUCUUGAGUCAAGGAAUAAACUGACGGCUUGAUGUGUCUGAAGAUGCAGUCCCUUGUUUAUAUUUCUUUUCAGCAGCCUGCUCCUUCUUAAAAACUAUGGUCUAGUAGAUGAAAACCUCACUUGCCCUGUGACAAGGGAUGUAAUCUGUUUGACAUGGGACAGAUGCAAUCUUAAGUAGUUAAGCCAAAGCUAAUGAGAUUUAAUGAAAUAACACCAGUCCUAAACUGUUCUUUAGAUCAGCUGCACAGCAUGUAAUUCCUUCAGUAUCCAGUAUUCAUUUGAAAUGGUUCAUUAACAGCCAUACUAAAGCACGUUAGGGCCUUUUUCAGGGCCCAAUGAGUUGGAAGAACUUUAACAGAAGUUGGAGUUUAGAGGGAGUUUGGCAUAUUAGCAUUUAAUUAGGAUACAAAUACCUUUGUCUUCUUCCUGAAAGGCUUUGGGGGGAAAAACAACUGUCAGAAUUUGCCUCAUUGAAAAUGUUUCUAGCAAUGAUGUUCCAUUUUUGACUGCUGCUAUUUUGACUGCCUGCUUCUUACUGCUCAUCAAAGUCAAUGAUGAGGUCCUGCCACAGAUAAAAGAUGGUAUUGUGAAAAACUAACUAACAAGCUGGAGAGAAACCAAGGAAUGAUCAUGUCUUUACACAUCUCUGAAUCUGGAUGCCACCAAAGUAAACUUAAUAUUAUGUUCUGUCUGCAAAGAAUCAUAAACCUAACACAUUCUUGUUCUGCUUCAUCAGGAAUCCCUACUCAAGAGAUCACUGCAGUCUCUACCAAUCCAUCUCAUUUUGCAGAAACAAUUUCUUUUGUGUGGGUG
This is a messenger RNA of Dryobates pubescens (Downy woodpecker), 6040 nucleotides long. RefSeq names its product polypeptide N-acetylgalactosaminyltransferase 9 (gene GALNT9). NCBI's taxonomy places the organism in Eukaryota, Metazoa, Chordata, Aves, Piciformes, Picidae. The transcript has 11 exons. The record is from RefSeq and is a predicted model, not a curated record. The coding region runs from base 304 to 2118 and encodes 604 amino acids. Gene Ontology annotation, cellular component: Golgi apparatus.